Cylas formicarius (sweet potato weevil) is the source of this 6691-nucleotide messenger RNA. RefSeq names its product ras-specific guanine nucleotide-releasing factor 2-like. Bases 151 to 4482 code for a protein of 1443 amino acids. The transcript has 21 exons. Lineage: Eukaryota; Metazoa; Arthropoda; Insecta; Coleoptera; Brentidae. The record is from RefSeq and is a predicted model, not a curated record. Gene Ontology annotation, molecular function: guanyl-nucleotide exchange factor activity; protein binding. Gene Ontology annotation, biological process: positive regulation of GTPase activity; Ras protein signal transduction. Gene Ontology annotation, cellular component: plasma membrane.
UCGGAAAGGGCAGUUUUCCAGUCUAUAUCAUGCUUUCCAUCGUUGGGGAAGUUCAAACAGAGCGUCUUUGGUAGCGUGUUAUACUGCUCAGUCAACACUGCAAAUAAAGCAAAUUUUCUUCCGUCGUCUUGCGAAUAAUAAAAAUUCAAAAUGUUAAGUCCGAAGAUGCAAAGAACGAUACGGCUCAACGAAAAUCAGCUUCUAAUGCUAUCGGAACGAGCUAAUUUCGAUCACUCACAAGCUGGCUACCUACACAAGAAAUCCGGGGACAGUACAAAAUGGCAAAUGCGGUGGUUUGUUUUGUACCAGAAUAUGCUCUUCUACUACGAUACCGAACAUUGUCACAGGCCUUCGGGAAUUCUACUUUUGGAGGGUUGCUACUGCGAGAGACUUAUUACUCCGGAAAGUGUGUCCAAGUCCAAAGAUAAAUUCGACAAACAGCACUGUUUCGCAAUCUCCUACAGAAAAGAAAAUAUCAGGCAAUAUGAACUAUGCGCAUCCAGCGAGAUGGAUUGUAAGAAUUGGAUAGAAGCUAUAAGGGAUGCAAGCUUCAACAAAUUGCUUCUACAAAGGGAGGAACUAGAGCAGAAACAUUUACACCUGUUGCAGAUUGUUGAAUCGGAGAAAACUGCCAAAUGGCAGUAUACACAGCAAUGCGAGGAGUUGGCAGCAGAAAUUAAGAAGCUCAGAGCUGAGUUGUUCGCUUUAAAGAGGGAAUGGAGAACGAAUCAAUCAACAUGCAGCUUGCAUUCGUGCCAAGGCACUUCAACUUCGAGCGGUUUAUGCGGACAAUUUGCGAGCUUAGAUCAAGAUUCGACCGAAUUAAGGAAAAUAAAAAAAGUGCAAAGCUUUUUCCGCGGCUGGCUCUGCAGGCGUAGAUGGAAACAAAUAGUUGAACAGUAUAUCAAAAGUCCUCACGCGGAAAGUAUGAGAAAACGAAACAGUUUAGUAUUCCGGAUGGUCGAAGCUGAGGAAGAAUACAUGGAACAAAUGGAAGUACUCGUUACUUGUUUCCUCAGGCCAUUCAAAAUGGCGGCUUCGUCUAAAAAGCCGCCGUGCACCCAUGAAGAUGUUAAUUCGAUUUUCCUAAAUAGCGAGACAGUGUUAUUUCUACAUCAGAUAUUUCUAAAAGGGCUUACUUCGAGACUAGAAAGUUGGCCUACAUUAGUGUUAGGAGAUUUAUUUUCGAUGCUGCUUCCGAUGUUGAGUAUUUACCAAGAAUACGUAAGGAAUCAUCACUAUUCCCUUCAGGUUUUAACCGAGUGUAAGCAGUCUCAAGCGUUCUCAGCGAUGCUGAAAAGAUUAGAAACUAAACCUGCGUGUAGUGGCCGAUCGUUGGAAACUUUUUUAACUUACCCCAUGCAUCAGGUACCCAGGUAUAUUAUCACCUUACAUGAACUGCUUGCGCACACACCUCACGAUCACGUCGAAAGAAAAUGUUUGCAGAAUUCCAGGAGACAAUUGGAAGAUUUAUCGAGGCAGAUGCACGACGAAGUAUCGGAAACUGAAAAUCUACGGAAAAACUUAGCGGUGGAAAGAAUGAUAGUCGAAGGAUGCGACAUACUGCUAGACGUAAAUCAAGUUUUUGUGAGACAAGGUAGUUUGAUACAAUUGCCCACGAAGAAACCCAAAGGCUCAAAAUCGAAGCUUGGAUUUAAAACAGAAAAGGAAGUCGUCAGGCAGUGUUUCCUUUUCUCUAACCACUUAAUAAUAGCUACGAGAUCGUCGAGCGGAAAACUCCACUUGGUUCCAGACAUUGGAAAAAUUGCUCUGGCAGAUGCGUUGUUGAUUGAGGACCCAUCGGAAGGAGGGGAUGAUGAAGAAUCAGUGGCAUCAGUUUCGAGUCAAUCCUCACAAGCGAGCGACUCGUCUCCAACAGCGUUGCAUAACCGCGAUUUUAAAAUAAUUGUGGAAAACAAAACAACCUUGCAGCCCACGCAGAUGUGCGUUCAUCUGGCGGCAGCAACGAUCCAAGAAAAAGCGGCAUGGAUUUCGGAUAUAAGUCAAAGUUUAGACAACGUCCAGUUUAACGAUUUGAUAAGACCUCAAAUGACAGAUAGUAGCUCGAUAAGUUUACCCCAUUCGAUAAAAAACGAUCCAAAGUUAUUUAAGGACGAAGCCGAUAUUAGAUUUUGCAGAACGCUAAACUCUUGCAAAGUCCCUCAAAUACGAUAUGCCACUCCCGAAAGACUUCUUCAACGCUUAACCGAUCUGAGAUUCUUGUCGAUAGAUUUUUUGAAUACGUUCCUUCUAACGUAUAGAGUAUUUACCGACGGAGUGGUCGUACUUGAAGGCUUGAAAAAAGUUUUUUAUAGUACAAACGUGGACCACGAAAGACAAGGUUCUGUGAUUUCUUUGGAAGGAUAUCAACCCAAGGACGAAAAUACUCUUCAACUGUUCGAUGAUAGUAGGAGGAGAAGUAGUUUGUUUACACCUAGAAGAACUAGUGGUGCUAGCUCCGUUUCAGGUUAUGGUUCUGAAGCCAGCGAGAGAGAUAGAUCACUUAGUUAUGAUUCCCAAGGUCACAGACAAUGGAAAGCGUCAUUACCAAAAUAUGACGAAGAAAUGCAAGAGACGGAAAAAACCAAGUCUCAAGCAAGCCCAACGCAACCGGGACCGGUAACUAAAAAAACAAUCGCAAUUAGAGUCGAAACUGCAGACGAUACGCAAGCAGAAGGUGGCUCAAACCAUCUUAGUAUUCCUAAAGUGCAUACAUCUAGUAGCAGCGAAACUCUAACAGACGUAACAGUAUUGAGCGCUGCAGGGUCAAAUGUUAGUUCAACCACUUUGGUUGCUUCAUCCCCAUCGCCAUCUGAUGUGGGUUCCGAUACGGCAACAACUUCAGCAGCUACAAAAUCUCCACCGAAAACGAUACUCAAAGAAACGGAACUGAAACCGGAAGACAGAAAAAAACCAGAAGAAAAGAAGCGAUCGUCUUUUGACGCAAGCGCCACAAAACCGAGGGAAGAAAAGAAGAAAAGCGACGAUAAGAAGAGAGUUAUCAAACGGGGAACUUCUCCGGCUUCGGAAAGGAAACAUAAAAUCCAAACCAAAAGAAGCGUCUCGGUUGAAAGUGAGGAGCCGGUUGAAGAAAAACCCGCUUAUCCUUACAGUCAUAUACAUAGAUCUUCUUGCGGAUCUUCUAGAUCGGCAAGUAUAUCUACUUCGACCACUAGCGGCGUCUUACAAUACUUUUUCCAGAGCUACUACAGCGCGCGGCGAUCAAUGCAAGAUGGCGAAUCUUCCCUCACGCGGUCCAGCUUCCAGCACGACUCCCCGCACAAAAUCAGCAAAGUGGGUGUUGUUAUCACAUCAUUCAGGCAAUCUAAACGAAGAAGUAGCACAUCGACUUCCGCAACGGCAUUUGCUAUAGCUACUUCAGGCUCUAGUAAUCCUCGAGAUAUUACUAAUUUACACGAAGUUAGAGAUGAACAAGCGGAGAGAGCUAGGCACAAAGAAAGUGUCAUGUCUACUGCUGCGACGAUGAGAGUGCUCAACGUUUUGAGGCAUUGGAUAUCUAAGCACAGUCAGGAUUUUGAAAACGACUUGCGUCUAAAAGCCUUGACGAUUGAAUUCUUGGAGGAUAUCGUAUACAGUCCUAAUUUGUUGCCCGCCGAACACAAAGCGGCUGCUCAACUUCUUCGACUUCUAACUAAAGAAGAAGUGGAGAAUCCCAGAUUGGACCUUCAGAAGCUUCUUCUGCCACCUGCUCUACCGAGUCAGGAAAAUAUCGAAACUUUAUCGGCUUUGGAAAUUGCAGAACAACUUACUUUUAUAGAGCAUCACAUUUUUGUUUCUAUAGCCAGCGAAGAAUUUCUGGGGCAAGCUUGGAUGAAAGGGGAUAAGGAAAAGAAAGCCCCUCAUAUACUAAUGAUGACUAAACGUUUCAACGACGUGUCUAGAUUGGUGACUUCUGAAAUUCUCAGACGUUCUUCCUUGACAUCUAGAGUAGCUACAAUUGAGAAAUGGGCGGCCGUCGCCGAUAUUGCCCGAUGCUUGCACAAUUUCAAUGGUGUAUUGGAAAUAUGUUCCGCGUUCACAAACACUUCAAUUUUUCGUUUAAAGAAAACAUGGGAAAAAGUGUCGAAAACUACUAAGCAGACUAUAGAAAAGUUGCAAAAUAUCGUUUCAUCGGACGGAAGAUUUAGAUCGCUUAGGGAUGCUUUACAUCGAUGCGAUCCACCCUGCAUACCGUAUUUGGGCAUGUACCUGACGGAUUUGUCGUUCAUAGAAGAGGGGACCCCUAAUUUUACGGACGAAGGACUAUUAAAUUUUUCAAAGAUGAGGAUGAUUGCCCACGUAAUCAGGGAAAUACGACAUUUCCAGCAGACAGCGUAUAAAAUCGAUUUGAUAACCAGAGUGUCCAACUAUUUGUUAGACACUUCCCUGCUAAUGGACGACGAAGAGUUAUAUGGCAUAUCUCUACAAUUAGAACCUCGAUCUGCACGGCUUGUCACUCAGUCAAGUCUUAGCAAAUGUUAAAUUACUUUCGACAGCAAUUAUAAUUACAACAAGCUUUGUUGGAUGGAUAGUUUCAUAGUAAGAGAAGUUGCUUGAAUUCCUUCGCAACAACAAAAAGUUGGCAAUCGGUAUCUGAGAAUGCAGAUAAAAUAAUUCUGAUACCGAAUACAGAUGAAUUUGACAAAUUAGUUACAUAUGAAGCAGAAUGUUGUUGAAUGUUGUUCCUUGUAUAUUUCUGCAUUUAAAUGUGUCUUGAAAUUUGGUAGAUGUACAUAAAAGACUUUCAAAUUUUAACGAACUAUCUCUUCUACCUAGUGAGAAAUAAAUAUUCUUAAUCAUUCGACAAUGUAUAUAAGUACAUAUUUCUGUAUAUUUCAUACAAGGAUAAUGUGUAGCAAUUCUAAAUAACCUCAAGAAAAAUAUAUCUGAUUUUUCAAACAGAUCACCAGGCCUAAAAUGAGGUGAAUAGAAGUUAUUAUUUUAAAAUACUUAUUAAGUGUCGUAUAUUUCAACUUUUAAAACGUAAUUUUUAAAUUUGGGCUCACUUCUUAACCUUUAAACAUGAAAGUAAUUAUAUAGUAAUAUCUAGACAUACUCUAUAUGGAUUUCUCUGCACCAAUUAUUAAACAAUCAUUAACCAAAUAAAAAACAAAACUAUUUUAAUGUGAUUACUUAAAUAAAUAAAACACGUAGGAAAUUGUACGUUUUCGCGCCACUUUAACAUAUGCAUAUUAAAAAAAAUAUGUGUUAAUAAGAGAAAGUAUAACAGUUUAGAAUAAGUCUUUGUAUAUAUAUUAUAAAAAUACGUCAAUUAUCUGUGAUUGAUUUUAACAUUCAACAACUGCUACACGUUACGUCAUAUCAGAAAAUGUUAAAAAUUGCAUGUUCACAAAUAUAUUCAACAAAUUUUUGCUCUAUAUAUGUGUAUAUAAAUGGGUUUAUUUCGAUGUUGCAGAAACUACUGAAAAACAACAACUCUUAUGAACCUGUGCCAAAAUUUAAUUUACAUAUUUCAAUAAUUACUUUGAAAAUUGUGCCAAAGAACCAAAUGUUAUAUCCUUUCCCACAAUAAACUUUAAAAGAACGUACCAAAAAAAAAAACAAAAUUAACGUUUGUGAUAUUUGUCAAAAACGCAAGUUUGAAAUGCAAUUUAGGGUUGUUAUUACGCAUCAAAUGAAUAUUAUAUUGUUAAUUUUAAAAUAUGUCUUCUAUUUUUGUCUCGUGAAAAAUAUAAUACAAGUUCGGUAAUAUAAUAAUUUAAUAAAAAGCACGUAAGUCCCUCCAAGAAGCACACAGUUCGGUGAUAUUAAGCACGAAAAUAUUUUUUUAACUACCUAUCUCAAUUUGACAUUACCAAUUCAAUUUAUGUUGGCUCUUUAUAACAAUUUGAAAAACUUCACGAUGACACAGAAAUGCUUGAACUGCACUGAAAAAAAAAAGUUUUAUUCCUCGUAGAUGUGGAGAAAAUGAUCGAUAAAACUAUAUCUACGUGUAAUAUUCAUUAGUUAUUAUUUAUUAUCUUUGUAUUUUGGUCAAAAACCUACAUUCUUCUCCAAAGUAAAAACGUUUGGGAAGUUCCGCUACUAGAAGUACCUUUUUUAAACGUUGAAUGUUGUGUACAACAACUUUGACGUAUUGAUACAAUGUUCAGUGUUUUGAGCUUAUUAUAAGUGGAUUUAACUUUAAUGUCUCAAUGUUGAUUAUAAUAACCGUAUUAACUACGUGUACGUAGUCCGUCUGCUCAAAAUUUCAAUGUGCUUAAUUAAUGUUCCUUGAAAUGUUAAUUAUUUCCUCAAAUUUAAAACGCAAAAUCGUUUUACAUAGUCAUUAUAGUAAACCAAAAAAACAAAAUUUCUCAAGAAAUAUGGGUCUCAUUAAUAUUUCUUAUAUAUAAUAAAAUUGUUUUGUUUUUCCGUCCAGAGACGAACAACUUACAUACCCAAAAAUUUUGAUCUUCUUGUGUACAGAAAUGUUAAAUUAAUUUUAGGAAAUACAUGACACUGUUGCAAAAACUGGUUUGGGAAACUGGAUAACCCAGUCAUAACACUGUCAAACUAUAGGAAACAAAUAAUUCACGUUUGAAUGAAACUGAGGUUGUUGUGACAGUGUUCAUGUACCAUAUGGAUUGUUAAAGAGUACAUUACUAUUUAGAAAAUUUAUCGUCUAAGACAAUAUGUACACAUAUCUUUUUAUAGUGUUCCCCACAAAUUUUUAAUAUAACUCUCAUUA